UGCUGCCGCCGCCGCCGAGGCCGCGGGCCUGGUAGGGCCGCUGUUGCCGCGGAGACCGGUUGCCAUGGUUGCCGGCGGAGGGGCGGGAGGGGGGAGGGGGCGGAUCGCACGGACGCCGCAGCCACCCAGAAGGCCCCGCGCGCCGCCGCUGCCACCGCCACCAGCCGCCGCAGCCUCGCCCUGGCCCGCACCAUGAAGGCCCCGAGCAGUCGGUCGGUGCUGCUCGCUGCCCUCUUACCGCUCUCCGCCGCCUUCUACCUGCCCGGCCUGGCGCCCGUCAGCUUCUGCCAGAAGGACGAGGAGACCGAGACGUGCAAGUCAAAUAUUGAAGUAUUUGUGAAUAGACUGGACUCUGUGGAAUCCGUCCUACCGUAUGAAUAUGAUGCGUUUGACUUUUGCCAGAAUGAUACUGAGAAACGGCCUUCAGAGAAUUUGGGGCAGGUGUUAUUUGGAGAGAGAAUUGAGUCAUCCCCAUACAAGUUUACUUUUAACAAACCUGAAACAUGUAAACCAAUUUGCAUGAAAUCUUAUGAACCAAAAGAUAAAGUGAGUGCAGACAAACUGUCUUUCAUAAAGAAAGGAAUUCUCCUGAAUUACCAACAUCAUUGGAUCAUUGAUAACAUGCCUGUCACAUGGUGCUAUGAUGUAGAAGAUGGCCAAAAGUUUUGUAAUCCAGGAUUUCCUAUUGGAUGCUUUGUUACUCAGGAUGGCCACCCAAAAGAUGCCUGUGUCAUCAAUUCUGAAUUCAACAAGAAGAACACCUAUUAUGUUUUCAAUCAUGUGGAUAUCUUCAUUACAUACCACAAAGGAACGAACAAAGAAUGGGAAGGUGCACGAUUGGUUGCUGCAAAAUUAGUACCCAAAAGUUACAGCCAUGUGGACUCAACCCACUUAAAUUGUGAUGGAGCUCCGAUGGAAAUUCCUGCUGAAGACAAGGAUAAGAAAAUAAAUAUUGUGUACACCUAUUCGGUUACAUUUACAGAAGAUGCUAAGAUAAAGUGGGCUUCCAGAUGGGAUUACAUUUUGGAGUCCAUGCCACACACAAAUAUUCAGUGGUUUAGUAUUAUGAAUUCCCUUGUGAUUGUCCUCUUCUUAUCUGGAAUGGUGGCAAUGAUUAUGCUUCGGACUCUACACAAAGAUAUCGCCAGAUAUAAUCAAAUUGACUCAGCAGAGGAUGCCCAAGAAGAAUUUGGUUGGAAGCUGGUGCAUGGAGAUAUCUUCAGGCCCCCCAGAAAAGGAAUGCUGUUAUCAGUUUUCCUUGGUCAAGGAACACAGAUCUUCAUAAUGAUGUUUAUCACUCUUUUCCUUGCGUGUCUUGGGUUCCUUUCGCCUGCAAACCGAGGAGCGCUGAUGACCUGUGCUGUUGUCCUCUGGGUCUUGUUAGGAACACCUGCAGGAUAUGUUUCUGCACGAAUGUACAAGACAUUUGGUGGUGAGAAAUGGAAAACCAACGUUCUCUUGACUUCUUUCCUUUGUCCUGGAAUUGUCUUCAUUGAUUUCUUUAUCACAAACCUUAUCCUCUGGGUGGAAGGAUCAUCUGCUGCCAUUCCCUUCGGCACACUAGUAGCAAUUUUGGCGAUGUGGUUUGGAAUUUCAGUACCAUUGACUUUUGUUGGUGCUUAUUUUGGAUUUAAGAAAAGGCCUAUUGAUCACCCUGUGCGUACAAAUCAGAUCCCACGUCAAAUCCCAGAGCAAUCCUUCUUCACCAAACCAUUACCGGGUAUCGUCAUGGGUGGCAUCCUGCCGUUUGGGUGCAUCUUCAUCCAGCUGUUUUUUAUUCUGAACAGCAUCUGGUCUCAUCAGAUGUACUACAUGUUCGGUUUCCUGUUCCUGGUGUUCAUCAUUCUCCUCAUCACUUGCUCAGAAGCCACUAUCCUGCUCUGUUACUUCCACCUUUGUGCAGAGGAUUAUCACUGGUGGUGGAGGUCGUUCCUGACGAGUGGUUUCACAGCUGUUUACUUCUUUGUAUACGCUGUUCAUUACUUCUUCUCCAAGCUUCAAAUUUCUGGGGCUGCAAGCACAAUUUUAUACUUCGGCUACACGCUCAUCAUGGUCUUGAUUUUCUUUCUCUUUACAGGAACUGUUGGAUUUUUCGCUUGUUUCUGGUUUGUCAACAAGAUCUAUAGUGUUGUGAAGGUGGAUUAAUUAAGACCUCCACAUGUAUGAUGUGUAUUUUCUUUACCUUUGCAUUUAAAAUAUUUAUCGUAUAGCUUCAAUCCUGGACACUUUCUAAACACUGUUCACUUUUAAUUGCAAAUCUAGAAUAAUUGCAACAAUAAAAAUAGUUUAGUCCAUGAUUUCACAUUUUUGCAAUCAUGCAAUCAGUUAGAGCGACUGGUCAGAGGGCUUGGCUGUUAUUUCCAUGUUCAGAUGUCUAAUUCAGUGCAUACGUUCCCCUUUCCAUUUUGAUUUGUAGUGCAUGCUUAGGGUUUGCUCUCUGAUUCUUUGCCACUGGCAGGGACUGUCUUGCCCAGUAAGAUAGCAUUUGGAUAUGUGGGCACCUUCAAGUGCAUUUGAACUGUUGGAGAGCCACAAUGCAAUAACAUUGCUGGAUUUUCAAGAUGCACUUUCCCUUUGAUAGCAUAGCGCUGUGAAGCGAUUCUGCUCUGGUGGUUCCGAAGAUGUUGGUCAUCGUGCUCUUGUGUUUUUAUUUCCAAAGUAUGUGCUCAAAUAAUAACUGAAUAAUUUUACUGAAAGUGGAUUUUGAAGUGCUACAUUAGGACAAUUGCAAUAAUUAUCAAUUCACUGUACAUAGACAUUUCAUUCACCUUUGUAAUGUAAAUAGACGGAACUGCAUUAACCCAUUCCUUCCCUAUCCCCUCUAAAGCUAGGCCUUUGUUCCCACUUCCCAACAGCGACAAGGAUUUGAUCUUUCAUUGGUAUUUUCUUGUACUGUGAUAUUUUGUAAAUAUUCCCAAAUCCACAUCAAUUUGAACCAAGGAUUGUGUAUUGGUGCUGGAGUAGCACAGAUUGGUGGCUUUAUCUAUCCGCAGUGCCUGAUUAUGUCUUGAACAUUUACCAAUAUUUGUUCAAUAAACUUGAGAUGAAUCAC
Molecule: messenger RNA, 3052 nt
Organism: Pristis pectinata (smalltooth sawfish)
Lineage: Eukaryota; Metazoa; Chordata; Chondrichthyes; Rhinopristiformes; Pristidae
Product: transmembrane 9 superfamily member 2-like
Exons: 17
Coding region: 193-2145 (650 amino acids)
Biological process (GO): protein localization to membrane
Cellular component (GO): membrane
Source: RefSeq, a predicted model, not a curated record